CACAGAUGGAGUGAGUCAGGCCAAGCUGCUCAACCUGUUGAGUGUUUUGUCUUUUGCUAACCGGAGCACAAGCUUAGGAACAAAAGUAGGAAGUGAGAUUUGGACUUGUCUGUUUAUAAUGGGUUUGCUGAGAGCAUGUUUUAUAACUCGAUGGAUGCAUCUGACUUCCUAAUUCAUUGGUGGGCUUAAUUUACGUAACAAAUGAGUGUUCCUUUUUUUUUUUUUUAUACUUUUGAAAGAGGAAAUCAGUAGGCUGCUGCCAAGUAGCUUGCCUCACCUACUCUGUAGGGAGUGCAAUGAUCAUUUAGGACGGCUGGUCACUGUGGAAUAUCCCUAACAACAAAGGGUCUUCAACAUUUGUGUCCAGGCCCAUGUUGAUAGUCAGGAUAAACCAGAAGGUUAAACCGCUCAGGAGAUGUGUGGAGGCACAACGGAGACUGCAAACCAGCCAAGGGGCUGGCAAGAUUCAGCCAGAUGUGUGAGUGACUCUGUUUCUGGUGCUGGGAGAACUUACAAGACACUUUUAUGCACAAAGAUUCGAAAAUGUGCCAGGGUAGGAAGGGGCACCGAUCACACGGAACUCGACAACAGUUGGUCAUGUUCGGAGUUUGACCUGAAUGAGAUUCGCCUGAUAGUUUACCAGGACUGUGAAAGGAGAGGCCGACAAGUCUUGUUUGAUUCUAAAGCUGUUCACAAGAUUGAGGAGGUGGCAACUCAGAAAGCAGAGGAUGUCCCUGUUAAAGUGUCAGCCAAGUGCUGUCAAGGAAGCAGCAGUGGCAGCAUCUCCUCUUCCCAUGGUUCUUCUGGGGGAUCUUUACAACACGCUAAGGAGCAGCUUCCAAAGUACCAGUACACAAGACCAGCUUCUGAUGUCAACAUGCUAGGGGAAAUGAUGUUUGGCUCAGUUGCAAUGAGUUACAAAGGCUCCACCUUAAAGAUACACUAUAUACGGUCUCCUCCACAACUGAUGAUUAGUAAAGUCUUCUCUGCUAGAAUGGGCAGCUUCUGUGGGAGUACAAAUAACUUGCAGGACAGCUUUGAAUACAUCAAUCAAGAUCCUAAUUUGGGCAAACUGAACACAAAUCAGAAUAAUUUGGGUCCUUGUCGUACUGGAAGUAACCUAGGUCUGCUGCAAGCAUGCAGCAGCAAACUGCUGCAGGGGGUAGCUGAAGGAGGACCUCUCCGGCUCACCCGGAGUGCUUCUUUCUUUGCAGCACAUAGCACUCCAGUUGACAUGCCAAGCAGAGGACAGAAUGAAGACAGGGACAGUGGCAUUGCUCGAUCAGCCUCACUAAGCAGCCUUUUGAUUACACCUUUUCCAUCUCCAAGCUCGUCUACAUCCUCUUCCAGCAGUUACCAGCGCCGCUGGCUUCGAAGUCAGACAACAAGUUUGGAAAAUGGCAUCAUUCCAAGGAGGUCAACUGAUGAGACAUUCAGCCUGGCUGAAGAAACCUGUAGUUCUAAUCCGGCCAUGGUUCGGAGGAAGAAAAUUGCCAUAAGCAUCAUCUUUUCCCUGUGUGAGAAAGAAGAGGCACAAAGGAAUUUCCAGGACUUCUUUUUUUCUCAUUUCCCCCUGUUUGAAUCUCACAUGAACAGGCUGAAGAGUGCAAUUGAAAAGGCCAUGAUCUCCUGUAGGAAGAUUGCAGAAUCAAGUCUCCGUGUCCAGUUUUAUGUCAGCCGUCUGAUGGAAGCUCUGGGAGAGUUCAGAGGGACUAUCUGGAACUUAUAUUCUGUUCCAAGGAUAGCUGAACCCGUAUGGCUUACCAUGACGUCCAGCACUUUGGAAAAAACCCAGCUCUGCCAGCGCUUUCUCAAGGAGUUUACACUUCUGAUAGAACAGAUCAACAAAAACCAGUUUUUUGCUGCCUUACUGACUGCAGUGUUAACCUACCACCUGGCCUGGGUACCGACUGUCAUGCCUGUGGAUCACCCUCCCAUUAAAGCCUUCUCAGAGAAACGUACCUCUCAGUCGGUGAACACGCUGGCCAAAACACAUCCAUAUAAUCCUCUCUGGGCACAGCUGGGUGACCUUUACGGAGCCAUCGGCUCUCCAGUGAGGCUGACUCGCACCGUGGUGGUGGGGAAGCAGAAGGAUUUGGUCCAGCGCAUACUUUAUGUCCUGACCUACUUUCUCCGUUGCUCUGAGCUGCAAGAGAACCAGCUGACCUGGAGUGGGAAUCACGGGGAAGGUGACCAAGUGAUAAACGGGAGCAGCAUCACCACAGCCUUGGAGAGGGGCGAGGUGGAGGAGUCGGAGUACGUGGUAGUUACGGUGAGAAGUGAGCCUGCUCUCCUUCCCCCCAUCCUACCACCAACGAAGACAGCUGAGGGAAGGAGCCCCGGGACUGAGGGGUUGGCUGGGAACCCAGAGGGCAUGGACGUUAGAGACCUGUCCCCCAAACCUGACAAAGAAGGAAACAAGAGUUCUGAGGCCAGCAGCAUGGGAUACCAAGAGGCAGCCCUGGACAGCUCUUGGAAAACUCAGGACACAUUUUGUGGGGAUGAAGAAAGUGAAAAAGAGGCACCACGAGAUGGCUCUUCAAGAUUCUCCAGCUGCGAAGGUUUAGGGGCAGGACUGAAGACUGGGCAACAGACUGGCAGUGAGGAGUUGAAAGGGGAGAUGCCUAAGAAACUACCAGACCGGUCAGCGGCUUGGCCUUGCCCUGACAGACAUUCCCGGGAGAAGCCUCCCUUAGAAAAGGUCACCUUCCAAAUUGGAAGCUCCGUAUCUCCAGAGUCUGACUUUGAAAGCCGUACAAAAAAAAUGGAGGAGCGGCUAAAGGCCUGUAGACAAUAUCCAGAGUCAGCGAGUCAUCUCUCUGCUGAGCCCAGGGUGGCUGCUGACGGGGCUCAGGACCAGCAGGUUUCUAGGUGCUCCUUCACGCCUGGCUUCCAAAAGAAUGUCUGCCAUCCUCAGAAUCAAUCUUCUGACGGAGAUGAGGGUAAAUUUGACAGGGGUUUGGCUGAGGACAGAGGCAUCAGAACCGACAUUGCAGCAGAUGCUGCUGGGCAGCUCAACCAGUGUGUGGACUCGUUAUCACCUAAUGAUGGUAUGGCAGGAGCUGGACAGAGAACGCUGGAGAAAACGAGAGGUUUGUAUGUGAAGGUUGCAGAAGGACCUUUGAUAGAGCCUGUUCCAAGCAGGUGUGUACAGCAGGACUCUGGCUUCUCGGUCACUGCAGAUGUCCCCUGUGGGGAUGCCAACAGGAAGGCAGACUUCAGGGUUGAAGGAGACAUUCCCAGAAACGAAAGCUCAGAUAGCGCUCUUGGAGAGAGUGACGACGAAGCAUGUGCUUUAGCUGCGCUGAAUCUAGGUCACAGCAGUGACCGGACUGAAGGGUCCCUGGAAGUGGAGCUGCCUCUGCCAAGGUCUCAGAGCAUCAGCAACCCGAAUGUAAGAAACUUCGGCCGCUCACUUCUGGCGGGUUAUUGCCCCACGUACAUGCCUGAUCUGGUGCUUCAUGGGACCAGCAGUGAUGAAAGGCUGAAGCAGUGCCUGGUGGCCGAUCUGGUCCACACAGUCCAUCAUCCAGUGCUUGAUGAGCCAAUAGCUGAAGCUGUCUGUAUUAUCGCAGACACGGAUAAGUGGAGUGUCCAGGUAGCCACGAGUCAGAGGAAAGUGAUGGACAACAUGAAACUAGGCCAGGAUGUCUUGGUCUCUAGUCAGGUGUCCAGUUUACUUCAAUCCAUUUUACAGCUUUACAAGCUUCACCUCCCUGCUGAUUUUUGCAUCAUGCAUCUUGAAGAUAGACUACAGGAGAUGUACCUGAAAAGUAAGAUGCUGUCUGAAUAUCUUCGUGGACACACACGAGUCCAUGUGAAAGAAUUAGGUGUCGUACUGGGGAUUGAAUCGAACGACCUGCCUCUGUUGACUGCUAUUGCCAGUACUCAUUCUCCUUACGUCGCUCAAAUACUCUUAUAAGCUAAAGCUCAGGACAGUUCUUCCUUGGAAGAAAAAAAAAAUCAGAUUCUCAACUGAAGAAGAAUAAGCUCUCUGUGAUGUCAAAAGCAUAAGAAGAGCAAACAGAAACAGUCAUUCCACCUGUUUGUUUUGUUUUGUUUUGUUGCUUUCAAGUGGAUGCUUCAUUGGAAGACUUAGGUUUACUUGACAUAAUGGCAUUUGUGUUUUUCAUGAACACUUUAGUAGGCCUUUCGUCACCCAUGAAUCAACAGAGAGAGUGACCUUUUUGGUAGGAGGAAACGUAAGCACUACACUGAACACUAAGCUGUUGGUACAGAUUGCCUUGUGUGUUUGGGCAGCAUAGUGACUUGGGAGCAGGGGGUAAACAGUGUGUCUACCAUUCCAGUAGGAAAAUGUUUCAGAGUGUAAGCAUGAGCUCUCCAAACUGGGGGAAGCAUAUUUUGCUAUUUUAAGAAGACAGGCAGAACAAGGCCUCUGGAUUCCAGGUCAGAGUUUGCUUUUUACAAAAGGUAAAAUAAAGGAAGCCACAUUGUGCCAUCUUCAGCUCUGGUGGCUGUAGGAGUUACUGUCUGACGUGAAGUGUGAAAGAGGAUUGACCGUUGGGAAGAGAGUUCUUUAGGAUCCACUGUUUUCACGUCUUCUUGGAGUUUACCUUGUUUCACAUGCAGCCACAGGUCGGUUUGAGACAGAUUGUUGGUGCAAUAAACCCAAGGAUCAAUGUAGCAUCUUAAUCCCAUCAAGAUGUAGUUUGUAGCAGCGAAGUGCAUAGUCUGAUACCAUGUUUUAUCCUGAUACUUUAGAGCUUUCAGCAGCCUUUUUAAGAGGCCAUUUACCAAAGUUAUUUCUAUAAGCUCAAGAGUGUUUCUGUUGCUCAAUUCUUCCAGCCGAAGCUACUUUCUUCCUGUAAUAGUUAAUACAAAUGACUAUUUAUACUUUAAAAGGCACAGCUGUCCUGGUGGGAAAUGAAACCUGCAACAGUUCAAGAUAACUAAUGAAAGUAAUUAGUUUGAACAUUUAUAAACAAUCCGUAUAUGAUCUAAAUUUUUACAUUAUCAUCUCUGUGCCUUCUAAUCCCUAUGCCCUUUUCAAAACACCUUUAUAGAAAUUAACUCACCCACUAUAAAACCUGCCAAAAUGAAGAAUUGUUUAUUAGCAUAGUUCAUUUUUUAAAAAAACUUAAGUUUCUGUUAAUAUAAAAGAAACUUUACUUAGUCCUGACCAUGAACUAUGACCAUGUCAGACUGUGUACUGACAUCCAGGUAAAGGAAGAGACUUUAAAAAAGUAGAUCAUUAAAAGGAGCUAAUGUAAUAAAGCAAAACAUCGUUAGCACCUUGCAGAUCUUGAGUACAGUUAAUUAUAACCAGGCUCUGAUCUCCUUUCAUUGUUAUGAAUUAAUUCCAGUCCCUUCUAUGUAUCCUUUGUACCUAGGAAUAUGAAGUCACGUUCCUUUUGGGGGUUAGAAUGACUUCAAAUUUUCUAUUUGAUGAAAUCCUUAUCCUAAACAACAGGUUACAUAAGUUUGUCUCUUUAUUCUUUUACAAGUUAAUGAUUUGUUUCAAAGAAUACAGCAGCAGUACCAAUGCAGAAAAAUAAGUCUAUCAUUUCUUAGGAAUAAUUCUUAGGAAUAGGUCAGAACUGCUACCUUCCCCCUCUCUUUUUUUAUGAUGUGAAAUGUAGAUGGGUGCAUUAAGGCUCUUAAGAUCUUUAAUUUUUAUUUUAUAUCUUUCUUUCAUAAAACUGAAGUUUUCCAUUCUUUUUAUGUUUUUCUAUUUCCUUUUGUCUAACAUCUGAGUUUGGUGUUUUAAAUUCUCUAGUUCCAUGGCAUCAUUGCCUGUUGUUAUGUUACACAAAGAGAAUGAACCUCACCUGUGGCUCAGCUCACUCAUCAAUUGUUUUUCAUUAUGUGUGAAUAAAUUGUAAUAGCUGAUGUUACAUCAUUUCCAUCUGCACCAGUUUAAAGCAUUUCCCUCAUCUCUAGUUCUCUUUUCCUUGUUUACACGUUUUGGGCACUUUCCCUCAUUCACCACCUUCCAGGGUUUCAUAGGAAAUAACUAGAUGCAAAAUCAGUUCCAUUCUAAUGUGUACAUAGUGGCAUGGUGAAAAUUAGGCCCAUAUAGGGGGAAAUUGAGCUUUAAAUGGCUGAUUCUAAACUCCAUACAUAAAAGAUUUAGCCCAGCCCCCUCAAAGCCUGAGAAGAUUUAAUUGGCCUCUUAAUCUCCUGUUCCAACACUCUCUCUUGGAAAAAUGUCUGUUGGAAAACUACAGGUGGGUCACAAGUGGGGGUUGUCUCGGUGAUGCUCAGGAUUCCAGUCAGGACCUAAUCCUCACGUCUGUUGCCCGCAAAAACAGUCCAAGAAUGUUGCUGCUCUUUUAUAAUCCUUCUUUAAAUAACAUUCAAGUUUUGUUUGUCUUAAAUUCAACCUCUUCCCAAAAGUGGAAAAGAAAGAAAUCUCAUGGAGCUGUGUCGAGAUACCCCACUCACACACCAUACACCACCCAGUGGCUUCAUUCUGUGUUAGCUGCAGAGGCAAGAAGGGGAUCCUGCCCUCUCCCAUGCCCACCUCAAGAAAAAAAUAAAAAUUAAAAAAAAAAAAGAAAACUACCUCAGUUGACAGGAUUCCACCUUUAGGGUUUCUUCAACUUUUAAGUCUUACCUGUUGAGUGUAACUUUUGUAGCAUCUUGCUUUGUUAAGCAAGCUAGUGAGGCAUGACAGAGCAGAAAUGUGUAAAUGUUACUGUGAUGGACCUCUUUCUAGCAUGUUGCAGUUUUAUUUUUAAUAGAUUGAUGAGUGAUAUGAAUGUAAAGAUAAUUGUGUACGUUUAAACAUGACAAUGAAAAUUUAAAAUGUAGCUUCCAUACUUGUGCAUAAUUCCAAAGUAUUUUAUUUUUAUCAGUGUUAAAUAGCUUUUUGUACAGGCUUCAAUCCAUUUUUCUGAAGUGUGCUGUUUUUUAAUGAAAGUAACUAUAAUCUUUUCACAUCCCAUGGAACUGCCGUUUACACAUCGCAACUUUUUAAACUUACCAUAUUUUUCAAAAUUAACUUUUUUGGAGGGAGGAAAAUCCCUGCUUGCUAAAUGAUACUAAACUGUUGUUUAGGCUCUUCUAAUUAGGUCCUGAGAUUUUAUAAAAAUUUAGUCUGUAGCUUUUUAGGUUCUUCACUAGAGUUGGUUGUACAUAAAAAUAAAGAAUAUGAAGUGACCCCAAAAAUCUUUUCAAUGUCUGGAUUUUUCCACUAAAAUGUACUUUUGAAAGUAUUUUGUUCAUGCAUACUUUCACCAUUAAAUUGAAAAAGUCUUUAGCUUCUCUUGUAAAUGUGAAACAUUUGUUUUUUAUUGUGCUUUGGCAGAGGGGGAUAUUUUAAUAUAAUAUUUGCCUAAAUCAAGCAGCCCCCUCUGAAUGUUCAUUUUUAAAUGUCAAAAUUUGGUGAACCAUAUAUCUUGGAAGCAAGAUUGCAAUAUGCUUAAAUUUAAGUGGUGUUUAAAAAAGGAGAAAAUCUGGGAAUUGUUAUUAUUGAAGCUCCAUUAAGACAAAUUAAUAGGACUUUAUAUUUUUGAUCAGUUUAAAUAGGUAUUAAUGUCAAUGUAUGGAAAAUUUUUCUUAAAACUUGUUCAUGUAUUAUUUUGAUCCAUUUUUCUGUGGCAUUUGGUGCAAUAAACCUUUUGAAUUUAUCUUGAACA
Molecule: messenger RNA, 7601 nt
Organism: Ceratotherium simum simum (southern white rhinoceros)
Lineage: Eukaryota; Metazoa; Chordata; Mammalia; Perissodactyla; Rhinocerotidae
Gene: FNIP2
Product: folliculin interacting protein 2
Cellular component (GO): cytoplasm
Molecular function (GO): ATPase inhibitor activity; protein-folding chaperone binding
Source: RefSeq, a predicted model, not a curated record